AUGGAUAGCUCAAUAACACUUCCCUAUUAUGGAUGUCCUUGCGCUGGAGCUACCUCUCGAGUCCGACCAUGCCCAAUAACCGUUUGCCCAUCAGCGCCCUAUUGCGAUACUGGAUACGGAAGAUAUCUGAGCUCUGGCACUUAUGUAUGCGGAAAUGUGAGCCUGCCGAGUGAUUAUGAGGCCCCAAGUUGCGUCUUGAACACCGUUUUGGACACAUGUCCAUGCCCAGUAGGAGGUGUCUGGUCAGCGUGGCAAGCCGCUGGAACUUGUACGGCCACUUGUGGACUUUGUGGUAUGGUUGCGCAGACGCGUACCUGCCGAUCAGCCAGCUAUGGCUGCCCUUGCAGUGGUGAUACGACUCGAUCACUCCCUUGUCCAAAGAACCCAUGUGCUGGCCCGGACUGCUGUGGAUCGUAUCCAGUGGUUAAAAAUUUGGACACUGGGAACAAUCAGUGUGGCUUGCUGCUCCCACCUUAUCCUGUUUUACCGUUACCCACAUGCCCGACGACAACUACCAGCUCAACGAGCAGUAGUACAACGACUACGGGGACGGAUACAACAACAACGACAACUACAACAACCACAACAACUACUACUGGCACUGAUACGACAACUACAACAACCACAACAACCACAACAACUACCACUGGCACUGAUACAACAACUACAACAACUACAACAACCACAACAACUACUACUGGCACUGAUACAACAACUACAACAACCACAACCACAACCACAACUACAACAACUACAACAAGCAGAAAUUGCCAAUCAUGCACAAUAGCCGAACUCAAUGCUAUUAACGGGAACGGUGACGCGUUUUGGAUUCAAGGAUCAGUGCUAGUUGAUGGGUCCACUGGCUGUAAGAUUUGUGGCUGGAGCUGCAAUGCAACCACACAAGCGGCUGUUCUCGAAGUGCUCGCCACUGAUUUAACCACGCAAAUUUUCUAUGACGAUACUCAUUGUGGAUUUAUCGAUAACGAUCUCUUUGGAAGGUUCGAGUGCUCUUCGGUCGGAGUAUGGCAGUUUAAGAAUACUGGCGGAGUGUACACAGAUAUGGGAAAAUACACGUGCAGUAAAGGCGACUGUCAGACAACAACAUCGACAACAACGACGACAACUACUACAACUACGACCACCACCACUCUUCCCGGUUGUGCUUGCCCGACUAUUGCAACGGCGGUCAAUCCAGCUCCAACUGGACCGUUCACUGCACAACCGACAGGGCUCAGCACAUGUGUCCCGUUCUCGAACACCUUUAGCUGUCAAAGUGCUGGCGUUGACCCAACCCUUUUGAUCAAUCAAGUGGUUUGGGAUGAUAGUGGAAACGUGUUGAGGAAUGUCUCGUUCUGCAGCCAGGACAGUGCGACAAAUGCUUUGCCGCUCACAUGUGACUCGAUUGCAGCUCCCGGUGACUCAGUGAACUACUACAAGUAUCAGGGAUCAAUCUGGGCUUACUCUUUGUGCUUAAACAUGGGCUAUGCUGUGGAAUGCGAUCCGAACCCGACCACGACGACCACUACUACCACCACUACCACCACGACGACCACAACAACCACCACGACUACCACUACAACAACGACCACACUUCCCGGUUGUGCUUGUCCAACUAUCGCAACGACCGUCAACCCAGCACCAACUGGACCGUUCACUGCACAACCGACAGGGCUUAGCACAUGCACUCCAUUCUCGAACACCUUCAGCUGUCAAAGUGCUGGCGUUGAUCCAACCCUUUUGAUCAAUCAAGUGGUUUGGGAUGAUAGUGGAAACGUAUUGCGGAAUGUCUCGUUCUGUAGCCAGGACAGUGCGACAAAUGCUUUGCCGCUCACAUGCGACUCGAUUGCAGCUCCCGGUGACUCAGUGAACUACUACAAGUAUCAGGGAUCAAUCUGGGCUUACUCUUUGUGCUUGAACAUGGGCUAUGCUGUGGAAUGCGAUCCGAAUCCGACCACGACGACCACUACUACCACCACGACUACCACCACAACUACACUCCCUCAAUGCUCUUGCCCCAAUGCGGCGACUUCAGUCAACCCAGCACCCACUCAGCCAUAUCCAGCUAUACCUACUGGUCUCAACACCUGCACUCCAUUUUCAACCACUUUCCAUUGUGCCGCAACUGGUGUGAAUUCCACAACGCUGGUUAAUCAAAUAUCCUGGGAUGAGAAUGGAAACGUUCUGAGAAACGUGUCCUUCUGCAGUCAGGACAUCACAACGAACACAAUGCCGAUCACUUGUGACUCUGUGGCAGCUCCUGGUGACUCGGCGAACUACUACAAAUAUCAGGGAUCAAUUUGGGCCUACACUCUAUGCUUGAAUCAAGGAUACAGUGCAACUUGUGAUACGCCACCU
Molecule: messenger RNA, 2355 nt
Organism: Mesorhabditis belari
Lineage: Eukaryota; Metazoa; Nematoda; Chromadorea; Rhabditida; Rhabditidae
Source: the annotation of a GenBank genome assembly